AUGGAAGAUGUGAAGAGGCGCAGGACUGGUAUUAUUGCUGCAUUCCUGAAUUGUAUGGAGUUGAAGUAUGGUUCUGAGGUUGAGAGUACUGUGGGCGCACCCAACACCUUGCUUGAAGGUUCGUCUGGUACAAUUACGGAAGUCUUUCAACAGCUGGACCUGGAGGAUAAUAUGGAAGAAGCAAGUGCGAGGAUUUCGGUUCAGACAACACUUUAUGAGUUUUCUUCAGCCAGGUUACGCUUUGACAAGAACCAGCACCACCAGGUCCAUGUCGAUCACAGAGAGCAAGUCCUGAUCGCCCUGUUCAAUGAGUCUUUGCUGCUCAAUUGCCAAGCUGGUGGCGCCUGUGACAGUCAUCUCUCGCAUCAUGAGGAUCAAAAUCUGUUCCUCCAACCUAGGACUACCUUCUCCGCUCAACCUCCUCAACUUGCCCAAGACAGAAGCACAUUCCUCUUCUCAUGGGUCAAUACCCGGGGAGAAGGUGUGGCCUAUGCCAUGUCAUCCACUGGGUCAUGCGCAGUUGCGAGGUUUGCCCCAGCAGGGUCUUCGAAUUUGAACGAUAGUUGGAUGGAAGACCAGGAGAAGCGGGAGUUGGCCUGCAAAGAGGCUGACAGACAGAUGCGGGCUCAGCUUCCUGUGAAUCAUUUCGGGCCGGAGAAGCAAAGGAACAGGAGAUCAGGCGAGGAGGCCAAGUACCAGGAAACCUGUGCAUUCAAUGGGAUGGAGACAGCAGUGAGUGCCCGAGUCUACGGCAUAGCUAUACCCCAAACUCCUCAGGAUUCGCGGUUUUUGUACUUUACGAAGGACAGUGUUGUUAUCAGAGAGGCCAAGGGUCAGUCAUUGUUACCACAAAAUCACAAGCACAAGGUCUAUUUUCCUUACGAGAGGCUCACUGGUGACUUUCGCAUUUUGUGGGAUGAAGUGAUGUUCAAUGGAGCUACAUCAGCAAACACAGCUCAGCCUCAAAAGCAAUAUGGUUUCAUGGGUGCAAAGAUGGGUCCAGACCCAGAUGCUCCCAGCGCCGCCUCGAGCGAGUGGCACCGCCGGGUUCAUUCCACCUGUGCUCAAGCGACAGCGACAACCCCCCCCCCUAACCCCAUCAUACCCCGCGGUCAGGAGUUACCCAAAGCAGGACAAAAGAAUCUGGACAAAUACAGGGAUCCCCCUAAGCAUGGUGAUGCACUUUGGCUGCUCAAUCAAUGGUUGAAUUACGGGUACCCUGAAGGUGGGGCGGUCUUUACUGCCCACUAUGAGAGGUGGAAGUCAGACAAUGGCAAUAGGAAAUCAAUGGGUUGCAAUCUUUGGCACCAACUAGCGACGUACUUGAAGACCCGGCACCUCAACCAUCCUUACCGAGAAGACUACCUCCGAAUGUGUGGUAUCCACUACACAGAUCCAGUUGAGUAUUUAAAAAAGCAUCCUCACACAACUGAUAUCAGAAGAGUGCGAACAAGCAUUGAUAUCUGCCAGGGGAUUGACGAGAACAAAAGCGGUCCGAGGAGCUGUCCAGGAAGCAGAUACGAGGGCCGACUGUGGCACUUUGGUCCGAAAACGAGCGGGUGGUAA
Molecule: messenger RNA, 1566 nt
Organism: Saitoella complicata NRRL Y-17804
Lineage: Eukaryota; Fungi; Ascomycota; Saitoellomycetes; Saitoellales; Saitoellaceae
Exons: 6
Coding region: 1-1566 (521 amino acids)
Source: RefSeq, a predicted model, not a curated record